CAUUUUGGACACUGCUAAAAUGGAGAGCUACGAAUGCACUGUAACAAUAUUAGACCUCAACGACUAUUGUUUGGAGUCAAUUUUUGAUUAUCUGGAGGGAAAAGAUCUUAUUAAUUUUGCAGAGACCUGUAGCCGGGCUCGGCAGGUGUUCAAGCAUUGGUCCAGUUUUCGUUAUGUCAAUUUCUUUGUUGUUGAGGAGAUUUCUACAUAUGAACUCAAAUUGCUGUCGAUUGUUGCAGAAAAUGUAAGGAAAUUGUGCAUUUAUGUUGAUGAUUUGAAUGUUUUCCUGUCCAGGAACUAUGGCAAAAACAAAAACUAUUUUUUUAACAAGUUCUGUAUGUUAAUAAAUGAUAUGACAAGUCUACAAAGUUUUGGUCUGUGGCAGUAUACAAAAAAAGUUUCUACAAGAAGUAUAUUUUUAGCUCUUCAGAAGAAGAAUUUAAAAAACUUACAAAUUUGCGCUCCGAAAUGCGAAUCAGCUGCUCUGCGGUCCUUCACGGAACUGGAAAUGCUAUCAUUGAACGUGCAGCUGAGCUCCAAGGAUUUGUUGAAAUCGUGCCAGUCAAUGAGACAGCUGCGCGCUCUGCACUUGACGGAUCGAGUGGGCAAUUCAAGCCUUAAGGAUAUCAUAUACCAUUGCUCAAACUUGCAAGAACUUAGUUUCUAUAUAAAAACCAAGAAAAAUAAUAUUAACUGCACAACAUUAAAAGGUACAGGCGCAACAGAUAUAUUUGGUGCCCUAGCGGACAGCGCCAAGUGUUUGAAGUCGUUAAUUGUUCAUGGCAUAAUAUGUGAUCUGAACCAGGCUAAGCAGUUGGCUGGAAUCAGCACCUUAAGGAUACUCAAAUGCAGCUUUGCCAAUGCGGAUUGUGUACUAGCUUUGAGAAAUCUCACUCUUUUGGAAGAGCUACGAAUUUCGUUUAAAUGCGACGUUAAUAUUUCUUCCAUAUAUUUAGAUCUGAUAAGGGAAUGUGCUCAUCUGUAUUUGUUAAGCAUAGUGGAUUUUAAUGUACAACCAGAUUUCGCAAUUAAAGCGGCUGAAGUGCGUAAAGAGUUUGUAAACAGGCGACCUUUGGUGUUGCAAAUCUAUGGACAUCGAAAUUCUACAAUCGAACCAACUGCAGCGGAUAUAGAUAAAAGGCUUGUGAUUUACCGCUGCAUGACUCUUCAGGAGUUACUAAAAUUAUGAAAUAUAUGCUGCUCUUCGUAAAUUGAAUACGACUGGGAUAAUGUCAACAAACAUAUGUGUGAUAUAUAAUAGACAUUUGUGAUAAUUCAUGUGGGAUGCAUGGAAAAUGGAGGAAUAAGAUUGUAAGAAACAAAUUUAUUUGUCAUACAAGCAUACCCGUAUUCCCCUGAAUGGAAAUCGGGGCUCAGCUCUGUAUUCAUAAUUAUUUAUGCGCUAAUUUGUGCGUUUAUUAUUUGGUACUUAUUGUAAAUUACGUACUUAAGUUGUUAUCAACUGAAUACUUAUUUAAAUUUAAUUCUAAUUUAGAUAACGCUUCCGCAGCCCGAGUUUCAAAAUUUCCUUAGGGCCUAGCGCAAGGAAAAACUUCAAAGUUAAAAUCAUAAAAAUGUACAUUACAAUAACAAAAACAUUUUCAAUUAUGCUAAACUUCGAACUGUUAAUUAAAUCUGUCAGAAACAAUUAGGCAUAAUGUUCACUUAAAAGCCACGAACAACGUUUAUAAUUAGAAAUAAUGAAGUAAAAGAAAAAAUACAAUUAUUUACCGGGCAAACGAGUAUUAUAUCUACAGAAGACAUUGUUAUAUCAAUGUCAAUUGAUGAGGUUGACUAUGAGAGACCCUCUACACAGUUCAAAUACAAUCGUAUAAUUCUA
Molecule: messenger RNA, 1840 nt
Organism: Drosophila virilis
Lineage: Eukaryota; Metazoa; Arthropoda; Insecta; Diptera; Drosophilidae
Source: RefSeq, a predicted model, not a curated record